Messenger RNA from Penicillium brevicompactum, 1791 nucleotides. RefSeq lists its product as uncharacterized. Bases 1 to 1791 code for a protein of 596 amino acids. Lineage: Eukaryota; Fungi; Ascomycota; Eurotiomycetes; Eurotiales; Aspergillaceae. The transcript is spliced from 2 exons. The record is from RefSeq and is a predicted model, not a curated record.
AUGAAAUGCCGCAGUUUUAAAUAUUCGUGGGACCGCCGAACCACCGAGCGCUUGUUCUGGGCAUGCAUAUUUGCGCUCCUAUUCGCGAGCAUAGUCGUGUUCACCAUCUCCUCCUACUUUGUGGCGUCUAGUCUGACCAGGGUUUCUGAUUCUUCGCCAUCCGUCCCGACUUCAGAAUUGCAGGACGUGUUCCAGAUCUACCAUUCUGUUUCUCUUAAAGCUGGUGGAAACACAGGCUGCGAUGAUGUGCUGCUCGUGGAUCAUGGUAUUGAGCUGACUUUCAUAUCAGGAAAUUAUGAGCCCCCGAAUUGCAUGUUUGACACCGUCCGGAUCAAUCUCACUGUCACUUCCCGGGGAAGACAAUUCGAUCGAUUGGCCUCGUUGUAUCUCGGGGACAUCGAGGUGUUCCGGACUUCAACAGCAGAGCCGACGGAGGAUGGGAUUGUAUGGACUUAUAUGAAAGAGAUGUCACAGUACAACUCGCUAUGGAAGAGCCCUCAAACACUCAUAUUCGAUUUGGACAAUCUCAUUACUGACUUAUACACCGGAUCGUUCAAUGUCAUACUGACGGCACGGUUUUCAUACGAAGACAACGUCAGAACAGCAGACCUCAUACUUCCGAUCUCGGCCCAGAGGUCAGCUUUCCACAAUGCGAGUGCUUUCCAAAUCCCUUCAGACAACACCACGGUCAUUCAUACGAUCCCAGAAAGGGCAUAUCGUGCAGUCGUUUCGAUAUUUGCGUGUGGACAAUCGCAAGAAGAGUUCUGGUGGGAAAAUGUCUUCUCCCAGGACACUCGAGCCUUUGAGAAGACCGUGAUAGAGGUGUACGGAUACACGCCAUUUCGUGAGAUCCAACUCUAUAUAGAUGGGACUCUUGCAGGAGUUGUUUGGCCGUUUCCGAUGAUUUUCACCGGUGGGAUAGCUGCGGUAUUCUGGAGUCCCCUUGUUGGCAUCGACGCUUUCGAUUUCCGUCAGCCCGAGAUUGACAUUUCCCCAUUCCUGCCUAUGAUACAAGACGGCGAGCAGCAUUCGUUUGAGAUUCGAGUCACCGGACUAGAUGUCUCAGCGGACGGAAAUGUCGCAUUCUCAAACAUGGUGAACUCUUACUGGACUAUCACAGGGAACAUAUUCCUUUACUUUGAUGAUCGGUCUUCAGGUGCGGAUAAGAUUGUUUCCGAGAGCAAGCCACCUGAUGUGGAUGCCCCGAUGCCAGCUUUCGCCGUGACUCGAAACCUGACCCGAAAUCAAACCGGUGAAACCGACUCGCUAUCAUAUUCGAUGACCGUUGAGAGAUCUUUCAGGGCAACCUCAUCCUUGCAUUCGUGGUCUCAGAAAUAUUAUUUCUCUCAUCAGGGUCUACUCAGCUAUCAAGGACGUGUCCAGAUCAACACACAACUCACUGCUGGCAAUCACACUGUCACCAAUUUUGGUAACACACUUGUUUCAGAUAGUGUGAUAUUCAGGUACCCUUUGCAUGUCAAUGCAUCACUUGGUUCGUCGGAUAAUGGAUCUUUGGCCGAGUAUCAUAUGCAGAGAGGCCUUGAUAUUGAACGCACAGGAGGACCCGAUUUUUCCACAUUUACCAUGGGCACAGGGCCAUCUUAUCUGCACACGAGCCAGGCUGGUACUGCAUGGAAGAAUGCUGUUACCAGACAGGGUAUGACCUCCUGGGGUGAUACGCAUCAUGUGUUUGAGAGUGAGAUGGGUGGCCAAAGGUUCCAACGAAAUGUCUUCGCUUCAAACGGGAGUAUCGUGAAAGACACAAACCCUCAAAGUAGACACUCCAGUUGA